This is a messenger RNA of Mizuhopecten yessoensis (Yesso scallop), 6714 nucleotides long. Its product is annotated as nuclear pore complex protein Nup205-like. The transcript is spliced from 41 exons. Gene Ontology annotation, molecular function: structural constituent of nuclear pore. NCBI's taxonomy places the organism in Eukaryota, Metazoa, Mollusca, Bivalvia, Pectinida, Pectinidae. The record is from RefSeq and is a predicted model, not a curated record. Gene Ontology annotation, biological process: nuclear pore organization. Gene Ontology annotation, cellular component: nuclear pore; nuclear pore inner ring. Bases 36 to 6143 code for a protein of 2035 amino acids.
AGUCUACCGGAAGUGAGAAAUAAAAUUUUGAAGGCAUGGCGGCUGAUCUGGCGGUAAACUCGGAGGCGCGUCUCUGGGGACCGUUCAAGGAACUAGAGAGGAUAAUAAAUGCUGCGGUCUACAGGAAAAAUCCUGAUGCCGUUCUUGAUCUUGAAGUUGGACUGAAACAACACAAACCACACUUCAUAUCCCUUUUGAAAAACCCACCGAAAAACACCUUGUGCCGAGAUGCAGUUAAGAAGUCGACCACGGUUGGGUUACCUGUCCAGGGAGAGCAGACAAGCCAGACAUUCUCCAGUCAGUUCAUUGAGGAGGCACUCAUCCUCAGUGACCUGUUCACCAUGAAUGAAGUGGCAGCUGUUGAGCUGCUGACAGAAGGUGAGCGGAAGAAGGCAGAGUUUCCUGGCCUGACUCGUGGACUUGUAGCUGUCCUGUUGUAUUAUGAUGGCCAGCGUAGCCUGGUCAGUGGUCUCAGGACACUUGUCCAGUCAAGGAAGGGUCGUACCUGGACAAUGGAACUUUCACCUGACUUGGCCAAUCUGGUCACCCAGUUUACUGACCAACUCAUCCAGAAAGAUGGUCUUGUCAACAAAGUAUUAGAUUUGCUGAAUAGACGCGAUUCAAAGACUGAGCUGGAUCGUCUACAGCGUGACAGAGCCCUGGGCUCCCCCAAACACACCAGACAGGUGAGAGAUAUCUACACUGAGAUCAACCUAAUCCUGGCUGACUGUCUCUUCUGUCUGUCAUCCCAACAACCUCUGGACAAGACUAGCACCCUGCGUCUCAUCGACCACCUCCGAGGAGCUAACUCAGUGAGCGGAGAAGGUCCACUUGAUCUGGUUAACUUGUGUCUUCUCAUGGCCCUCCUGUACUGCUUCGACGUUAGUGUGCUGGAGCAGGAAGAUGCAGAGGAGUCUGUAAAGAACCUGCCACUGAUGAAUGACGCUAGUUAUGUUGGGGAGAUACACCAAGCCUUGACCGGUGGUCAGCAGUGGACCAACAUGGGCCUUAGAGGUAUAGCUCAGUUUGCCUGGGGACUGACCCUCCGACAGCUGUCGCAGUACCACACCCCCGCAGGUGUAAACAAGAUUUGUGAGGAGGACGAGAGCCUGAUCACCAUGGCCCUGGACAACAACGUGUUCCACUAUAUGAUCAGAUCAGUGGUGGCAGUAUCGGACUUCCACAGCGAAGAGUUUUACAUGAGGAAGAUACACGGGCUACUGACAGACUUUAUAUUCCAUAUGCCUCUGAAGGUAAAAGAACUACGUAACCGUAGUGAUGAGGCGGCGAGAAUCCUUAUGUCUCAGACACAGGACGGUCUAGACACUACUAUCUCCCCCAACAGGGGUUUCGAAUACCUCCUCCAGCUGAUAGGAGAUCUCUACAACAAGGAUCCCCAGGGCCUGGAUCUAUGCCUGGAGUACUGGUGUCCACAGGAGGCCCCCACCCUUCACGAGUCCAUGUAUCACUACCGGCCUCCACAGAGACAGGUGGCAUUGUAUAAAUUUGUGCGACUGGCAGGUGACCUGCUACCGUCAUUCCUGUACCAGCCAUACAUCAAUAUGCUGAUUGGUCUGUGUAGUAACCAGCAGGGGGCGCACCAUUGCUUCGACCUUCUCAAGAGCAACGGUAUGGGUUCAGGCGGUCCAGCCAGCUCUGUUUCCUGGAACCACAUCUUUACCUCCCUCAACCAGUACUACACCAGUCUUAGAAGAGAGGCCCCUACAUCUGCUGAUUCUUCUCACCACCAGAGGGCACCACACCUACGGGGCAUUACUCCGGCAGAACUAGACGGCCUUGUCACCGUCCUUAAACUCACACGCACCAUAGCAGAGCAGAAUGAAAACUGCCGUAUCGCCCUGUGUGAGAACCAGCAGUGGUCAGCUGUGAUGAUCAUGUUCGGACUGGUUACCUGUAGCAUCCCCUCUCCUCUCAAGGCGGAGCUGUUCCGUACCUUGGCUGCCUUCGCCCGGUCACCAGAUAUUGCUGCCAGUCUAUGGCAGACCCUUGAGGUGUCUCAGAUACUGCCUACAAUCCAGUCAAAGGGUGCGGGAGGAAUCCAGGUUGAGUUGGACGAGAUUGAGAGUCGUAACGAGGAGUACCCGAUGAUCCAGGGGUUCCUGGCUCUGAUAGACACUCUGACAGAUAUUCCUGUUCCUGCGGGUCUCGGGGCGGGGCUCAGGGCCCCAGGCUUCGACCCCUACCUUCUCUUCCUUAGGGACUCAGUUUUCCUCAGGUUUAACUCCAGAGCUUACAAAAACCCAGGGGAAAAGUGGGAGAUAGCUGCGUCUGUGUUGAACAUCCUCAGUAAACUUUUACGUGAACAUGAGAUCGUUCCUGAGGACUUCGUGGACGAGCUGAUAGAGGUACAAUCAGGAGGAACAGUAGUGGCCAACAAGUCUGCUGGUCACACGCUGCUGGUCUACAUGCUCAACGACUCCAGCUUUCUCCGCAUGAUUCUGAGGAUACUGGACGACGUCAUCAACCAGCUGGAAACCUACACGGACAUCCCAGGCAAGGCACUGAUGGAGCGGACAGCGUUACUGUGUCUCCGAAUGAUUGAGUACACUCUAGAGAAAGCCGACCAGUUUGUGUCUGCGUGUCGGGAGACCGGAGCCUCCAUCAUGGUCGUCUCCAUGGAUCGACUACUGUUGGGGAUCAAUCCUCGUACAGGCAAACCUGACCACCUUGUCAACAUAGCAAAAUACAUCACCUUCGGCACGUUCCUGCCCUAUCAUGCCCAGGCAGCUAUGACGGUCCUGUACCGGGUGUGUCGUACAGCCCCCAUACAGACUAAGCUUCUCAAUCUCUUCACCGCCGAUCAGAAAACGUCAUGCAACCUGGACCUGCUGCAUGGAUUUGUGGAAUGUCUGGAAGUGGAUGAGGCAGAGGAAGUGGUACAGAAUAGAGUCGUACAGCUGGAUGAGGCAGCUGUAGAGGUGAAUGUGCUCGGCAAUGUGAGGAAUUCUACACGACAGAACCUGCUACGGAUUAUCCUACACUGUCUAGACCAGCCCUCACCCAACCUGGCCCACCUACUGCUUGGCUUUGACCUCCAGAAACCUGUCAGCAAGACCAACCUCCAAGACCAAGGAAUCCUGGGAUCACCUAAGACCUGCCUCCAUGCGAUACUUAGCAUCCUGGAGCAGGGUGUGGGAUCCUCGGUCGGGCCAUCCUGUCUCCAUGAAACACCACAGCUGGCAGAAUUGUGUUACAAACUGAUCUUCAAGCUAUGCUCUAACAAGGACACGUCAGCCCCGACCCUGCGUUACCUCCGCACAUCAAGGGACUUCCUGUACAGACAACUCCAUCAUCUCCCCUACACUGCUCACUCGUACGCCCAACCAGUGGCUAGCCAUCAGGCCUGGCUCCUGAAGACAGUUGCAGUGGAGCUGAGGAUGACAUCGCUCAAUAGACAGCGCUCACACACCCAGCGCCUCAUGCGACUUCUACUGGACGACAAUCAGGACGACCAAAGUAAAGGAAUGAAUGCCGGUGGUGUGGACGAUACAGACACCUUGUUUGACAGGUUUGGAGAUACCUCAAUGUAUAUGUCUACUUACUCACAGAACAAACAACUCAGGGGUAAACAAACACGUCGAAAGCUGUUGUGUCUCCUGGACGCAGUUGACUUCACACAACAAUACCCAACACCCAUGUCCUUGGAGUUCUUUGAGCCAGCCAUGAUCGAGAAGGUGAUCCAAUCGACCGAGACAGUUGGUGAGCACGGUGUCGUCUGCUCCAACAUCAAUCAGCUCCAUCAGAUUCUCACCAACGAACUCAACAAUGUCCAGGGAACAGUGAUGGCUGCUCAGCGACAUCGCAUCGUGGAGGAGGUACAGGGAAUACUGAGAAAUGUGGUGGCUAGAAACGAGGUGCGUGUCAACCUCAAGGUGAAGCAGCAGUCGUUUGACGCAUGGCGCCAUGUGGCUGAGAUCCUGCUGACCUCGUGUCCAGAGGACCUGCUGCCGCGGGAUGCCCGUCAAGCCAUACUGUUUGAACUACUCCAGGAUCUUCUACAGAAGGUUGGUGAUGAAGCUGCCUUGACGGAGUUGACUUCACCUGUUGCUGGUGUUGUCCUCACCCUAAUGGCAAACCUUCGUCAGUGUUUUUCUGUGGAACAAGCAACAUCUGAUGGUGACAGGUACACACACUAUGGGUCGCGUCUCCAGGAAAACAGUGCCACUCUGGGCCAGUCUGUGGCCUGGGCCGAAGGGUCAGGUUCCAGGACACUGUUUGCCACAUCUCUACAGCUGGUCCUGAAAGGCCUUAUAGAACACAUCCUCAGAUCAAGCGGAGGUUUACAGCGUAUGAGGGCAAACCUAUACGGAUCAUUGCUGUACUACCUACAGAUAGCGCAGAAACCAAAGACUCCCACCAACCCAGAAAAAGACCAGGAAGGAGUUGGAGGAAGAAUCCUGGCUGCUUCGGACUCUGAGUAUGAUCAGCUGGCCAAGGAAAACGUAUCCACCAUCUUAUCAUAUGGAGAUAACUUCAUGGAGACUGUGUGUCGGGACGCCUGCGAUGGCCAUGAUGUUGGGCGGAUGUUGGCUCUGUCGGUGAUGGACACGAUCCUUUCCAUGGACAAGUUCCAGCAGUGGUUGACAUUCCUGUCGUCAAAAGGCUACCUCCAACAUCUGGUGGACAGUCUACUGCACGACGAUGAACAACUACAGACACUGUUGUCCCAGAACCCUGAACUCCGCAUCCUCUACAUCUACGAGUCAAAGAUGGGCCUGCUGACUAGAAUAGCAGAAUCGACCACCGGGGCUCACACUAUCCUUAGGUGUGGCCUCAUGCAGCGACUGGCGGGAUGUUCCUUCUUUGAUAUGAGGCCGGAGCUGGAAAGGUCGAGAGAUGCGCAGGGGUUCCUAGAGUCCGAGGAGUUCAUUCCGAGCCCGAUGGCACGGUAUCAGCAUGUGUUGUUUGCCAGCCUGAAGCUGUGUCUGGCACUUCUCACUUCCCUGGGUAUAGAGAACCAGGAUGCUGGAAACCAGGUGCUACAGUUUAUAUUUGCCCAUGGGGAUGUGUUCCACAACAUCCUACGGGAUCGCCAGCCAUCACUAAAUCUGUCGGCGUUACGGGAACUCGCUCUGACAACUGCAGUGAUUGCCAGGGCCAACUAUCGAGGUAUUCCUGAUGCAGAGUUUGAUGACAUUGAGACAGCAGGCAUAGAGUUCAGAGGUCACAAGACACGUAUUGAGCGACAAAUGCUGGCCCUUGUUCCUAAGUACUGCCUGUCAGAGAAACUCACCAAACAGCUGCGUAACCUGGAGAGUCAACAGCUACAGGAAGGUCGCGACCUCAAGGCUGAGGUCACGCUGGCUUAUCAGGAGGUUGCAGCUAACGUAACUUCGUUUUGCAGAGCUGUUAUAUCUACGUCGGGUUAUUCCUCCCAGUUUUGUCGUGUGAUAUUUGGUCCGAGUUUGGAAGAAGCUUUGGCCAGAGACAUCAGAAACACAGAAGAGUUUUCACUGUCAUCCAUGACACCAGCCCACAUACCAAACCUAGGGAUCAUCGUGUACCAGCUUCGCCAGUGUGCAGGCCGCUUCAUGUCUGUGUACGACACACACCAACAACAUCUCCGUAAACUCCAGAGUCUCGCCGACCUCAGCACAGACGACCUGAAGGAGUUUUCAGGCGUUCCUGCCACGGAGAAGAUGCCGUCGCAGCAGAGACAGCACCUGGCACAUCGACGCCUGGCACAAAUAGUCCACUAUAAAGGGGGUGAACUCAAACACCUAGCAUAUAUUAUAGAGAACUGUAUAUUUAUAUUGUGGCGCCACCUGGAAUAUUACCUGUUACACUGCGUACCUAUAGACCAACAGCCCACUCUUUACCAGUCACAGGUGAAACGCCAGCAGCAGAUGCGUCGGCUACAAGACCUGACAGGUACCGGCAGCAUGAUGUACGACACAGAUGUGGGGGCGACGUUCUCGGAGGGAGACGAGCUGACACGGGGCGUGACAAGGGAGGAGUUAGCCACACUCAAACAAACAGCAGUAUCGGCCAUCACAGAGUCUCUUCUCAAAAAACUGUCAGAAAUAAAUCAGAGCUUCUGUAAAAAUCGGUCACACUAUGGCUUUGUGGAGGCAUUAAUUCGGCGGACCAAACGGUUACUGAGGCUUCACACGGGUAGCUGAUGUAGCCCUACAAAUCUAAUAGAGGACAAUUUAUCAUUGAGAAUAGUGUUUUUGUAAUUACAGCCAUGAACUUUGUACUUCUGUGUGUAGCGUUUCGUAGCUGGUUUUGAUGACGGGCAUGGAAUUAAAAAAAAUAUGUAAAACUUUGUUAGCAGCAGAAUGAUAGUGACAGGAGUACAGAGAUCCUAGAUCAGCACACUAAUGGAAUUGAAUAGAUGAAUUAAUCAUUAUUAGAUGAAUUAAUCAUUAUUUGAUGAAUUAAUCAUUAUUUGUCAAAGUACUGAAACACACUUGAUUAAUUUAAAACAAUUGGUGCAAAAUUUGGAUCGGAGAAAACAUCCCUUUAUGUAUUGAAGGUACUGAAUCUGGAUUUCUGUGGACAACACCUGUUUAACCUGUCAUAGUUAAUUGAAAAGUAUGUACCUUUAUCCAAGAGAUGUUUUCUCUGACUAAGAUCAAUAUUCACUGUAUUACUACACUCCCUAACAAGGAUGUUUAACAGUCCUUCAUGUUUUAAACAAGAAAUGUGCUGCAAAGAAUGUUCAUUAAAAAAUAAAGAAAUUGAACAUUA